GGACUCAAACAUAUGCUGCAUUCUGCAGCAGACGCACCAAGUGUGAUCAAAGUGGCGUCUGGUCCCAUCAAAGCAGCGGCCUGCAGGGUUCACCAGAGUUCUUUCCCCGGAGAACUCCUUUUUUACAGUCUCCACGCCUCAAACUCAGGAAGAAGAUUGGGAAGAAGACAUUGAGUCACUCACUGAAGGACCAGAUUUAAAAAUAAUUUUUUGCAUACCAAGGUUGGAGUUUAUUUCUGACUUUGAAACACGGAUUCUUCCCCAACCAUGGAGAUUGCCGACAUUGUUGUUGUGGCUAUCUACUUUGUACUGGUGCUGGUGAUUGGAUUUGUCGCGAUGCGUCGAGCUAAUGGUAGCACUGUCAACGGUUACUUCCUGGCUGGCCGCACCAUGAACUGGGCGGCCGUAGGAGCGUCGCUUUUUGUCAGCAACAUUGGCAGCGAGCACUUCAUUGGACUGGCAGGAUCGGGAGCUGCCAGCGGAUUCAGCGUGGCUGCGUGGGAACUCAAUGCUCUGCUACUGCUCCAGCUGUUGGGAUGGAUGUUCAUCCCUGUCUAUAUUCACUCUGGGGUCUACACCAUGCCUGAGUACCUGUCGAAACGCUACGGAGGAAAGCGGCUGAAAGUCUAUUUUGCUGUCUUGUCUCUGGUCCUCUACAUUUUCACCAAGGUGUCGGUGGACCUCUAUGCUGGAGCCUUGUUCAUCCAAGAGUCUUUGGGGUGGAACCUGUACUUGUCCAUCAUUCUGCUUAUUGCCAUGACGGCUUUGCUGACAGUCACCGGAGGACUGGUUGCUGUCAUCUACACAGACGCCCUUCAGGCAUUCCUUAUGAUUGCAGGAGCACUGUGUCUCACAGUCAUAAGUCUGGUGGAAGUUGGAGGACUUGAAGGAGUUCGGAUCAAGUACAUGCAAGCAGCCCCAAACAUCACUGGUAUAUUAUUGUCCUCCCCAAACCUCACGUUUUCAAAUUCCUGCUACCACCAUCUCAGUCCAAAACCAGAUUCUUUGAAGAUUCUUCGAGGGGCAAGUGAUCCAGACCUGCCUUGGCCUGGGUUUCUUCUGGGUCAGACUCCUGCAUCAAUUUGGUACUGGUGCACAGAUCAAGUAAUUGUGCAGCGGGUCCUUGCAGCCAAGAACAUUUCCCACGCCAAAGGUUCCACCAUCAUGGCUGGAUUCCUGAAAAUCCUGCCCAUGUUCAUAAUAGUCAUCCCAGGUAUGAUCGCCAGGAUCUUCUUUACCAAUGAGCUGGCAUGUAUAAGCCGUGAGCACUGCAUGGAAGUAUGUGGUGCGGAGACAGGGUGCAGCAAUGUUGCUUAUCCACGACUGGUCAUGUCAAUGAUGCCCGUCGGGCUUCGGGGGUUGAUGAUGGCCGUCAUGAUCGCAGCGCUAAUGAGCGACCUGGACUCCAUCUUCAACUCUGCCAGUACCAUAUUCACCUUGGAUAUCUACAACAUGCUUCGCAAGGAGGCAACUGCAAGGGAGCUGGUCAUCGUCGGCAAGUUGUUUGUGGUUUUCAUGGUCUUGGUCAGUAUAGCCUGGGUGCCUGUGGUCAUCGAGAUGCAGGGAGGCCAAAUGUUUUACUACAUUCAAGAAGUGUCUGACUACUUGACCCCACCAGUUGCAGCUCUCUUUCUUCUGGGAGUCUUGUGGCACCGAUGCAACGAGACUGGAGCGUUCUGUGGUGGGAUGGUAGGAUUUUCUUUAGGAGCCGUACGACUGGUGCUUGCCUUUGUGUACCGUGAGCCACACUGCAGUCAGGUGGAUGAGCGGCCCUCUUUUAUUAAGGACAUUCAUUUUAUGUAUGUAGCUGCAGUCUUGUUUUGGGUCUCUGUUUCUGUGGCUGUGGCUGUGAGUCUGUGCACUCCACCUCCAAGCAAAGAACAAAUCGCUACUACCACACUUUGGGGCCUUAGCAAGAGAAAACAGGGACUAGAAAAGGACCUCACUAUGAUGGAGCCCCUAAACCACAAAGGCAGUAGAACAAGGGAAAAUGGUGACGGUCAUGGCGUUUCUCUCCAAAAUGGGUGUCACUAUGUAAAUUCAAAUGAGGUGGAACAGGGGACGGUUGAGCUGCAGGGUUGGUGUUCUGGAGGAGGAGGGGUCGAUAAGGGACAGGGCAUGAAGCUGUUGGCCUGGUUCUGCGGCCUUCAUGCACAACCCACCAAAGCUCAGGUCCUUACGGAACAUGAGGAAGAACGGAUUGUGGAUGCGCUUCUCCAUGAGCCUGUGAAAAGCAGAUUCAUUUUAAAUGCAGGGCUUGUUGUCAUUUGCUCCAUUGGGAUCUUUCUCUUCAUCUAUUUCUCAUUGUAGCUUCUGUUCUUGUCAGGGAACACAUUUAUU
Molecule: messenger RNA, 2340 nt
Organism: Synchiropus splendidus (mandarinfish)
Lineage: Eukaryota; Metazoa; Chordata; Actinopteri; Syngnathiformes; Callionymidae
Product: sodium/myo-inositol cotransporter-like
Exons: 5
Coding region: 268-2310 (680 amino acids)
Biological process (GO): inositol metabolic process; myo-inositol transport; transmembrane transport
Cellular component (GO): plasma membrane
Molecular function (GO): D-glucose:sodium symporter activity
Source: RefSeq, a predicted model, not a curated record